AUGUUUCCUUAUCCAUCUGGUCGUUUACAUAUGGGUCAUGUGCGUGUAUAUACUUUAAGUGAUACAUUAGCACGUUAUUAUCGAAUGCGAGGUUAUCAAGUUAUUCAUUGUAUUGGUUGGGAUGCAUUUGGUUUACCAGCUGAAAAUGCUGCAUUUGAACGAUCAGAAGAACCCGAUCAAUGGACAAAAAAAAAUAUUGCUUAUAUGAAACAACAAAUAAAACAACUUGGUUGUAGUUUUGAUUGGAAACGAGAAUUAUCAACAUGUGAUCCAAAUUAUUACAAAUGGACACAAUAUAUAUUCCUUAUGUUAUAUCAUGAAGGAUUAGUUUAUCAAAAAAAAGCUGCUGUUAAUUGGGAUCCUGUUGAUCAAACAGUUUUAGCUGAUGAGCAAAUCAAUGAAGCUGGUCGUUCAUGGCGAUCGGGUGCAAUCGUAGAAAAAAAAUAUUUAAAACAAUGUUUCGUAUUUAACGAAACAAAUAAUACAUAUAAAAAAUAUUAUUCAACUAAAACACCUUAUAAAUCACCAUCAUCAACAUUAGUUUUACCAUUACCACCAACGGGAUUUGAAUUAGUAUGUACGCAAGUUCUUGCUCGACAUGGUUGUCGAGCAUUAGAAGGUCGAAAAUAUGACAAAUUAACAAUGGCAUUAUGGACACAAGCAAAAGAAGAACAAGCAUUAACAGAAUAUGGUCAACAAUUUGGUGAAGAUCUUCAAUAUUUUAUUUCUAUCAAUGAUAAAUUAGGACGUGGUCAACUAUCUGGACUUGGUAAAAUUGAACAUCAAAAUCUUGGACGUCGUUUAACCGAACGUAUCUUACCAUUGUUUAUGAAUGGUCUAUUAACUAAUUCAUCAACUCGUAUUCGUAUUGUUAACAGUGGUAAACCUCGUACAAAAGAAAGUUCAGAUGCAUUUGUACAAGGUUUACCAAUAGCUAUAAAACGUUUAAUUGAUUAUGAACCAGCAAAUCCAACAUUACUUUCAUUUUAUGACGAUAUUAAAUAUCAAACAUAUUUUAAACAAGAUAAACAAUUAAAAAACAAACUUCGUUCUAUUCAAGUACAACCAUAUUCAAGAAAAAUGGCACGUAAUGUACUUGAACGUUUAUUUAAAGAAUCAUUUAUUGAUAAACUUGCUAAUGGAUCUUAUUUAAUUAUUGAUAAUGAAUCAGGAAAAUCAAUAAAAAAUGAAAUAGAUGCUGUUCGUAUGCUUCAUGGUCUAUAUUUAAUUGGUCCAAAUCUCCGUGAAGAAGGUGUUGAAUAUUUAUUAGAAAAAUAUUUUAAUUUAAAUGAAUCAGCUUGGUUUGCUUAUCUUCAAGAUGCUAAAGAAUAUUAUGAAAAAGGUCCUGGACUUUCAGAUCGAACAAUAAUACAUGAAAUGGCACAAAUAUUACUUGAUGAUUUUUUUCUUCAUUCUGAACAAUGUUCACAAAUUAAUUCAACACAUAUUCUUCGUGCACGUUUUACUCAUGCUGAAGCAAUUAUUCCUUUUGCAGCACUAUUAAAAAUUCCUAUAUUAAGUGAUAAAUCAACACCAAUUAAUGAAACAUAUACAUAUGAAAAUAAUGGUUGGCGUGGUGAAUUAGUUUCACCAAUGACAGCUAAUAUUCAAUGGGAAAUAUAUCGAAAUCAUAAUAAUGGUACAACUCAUUAUUUUUCCAAUCAACAAAUACUUAUUCGAAUGUUAUUUAAUGAAUAUCCUGUUCCAUUCAAAUAUGAAUGUCAACCAUAUAAUAUGAUAAACCAUCUUUUUUAUAAAAUUGAUGAAUUAAAACGAUGUUAUAGAAUAUCUCUCCACGAUAGUCUUGAUACAUUAGACAAAGAUGAUUGGCAAACAUUAAUUAAUAUUCAACGCAUGUGGAUGGGAGAAUGUAAUGGAGUUAAUAUACUCUUUAAACUUUCGAUUCCAACAAGUGAAUAUGAUUUUAUUGAAACAUUUACAAUAAAACCUGACACUUUACUGAAUAUUACACAUCUUUAUAUACAAAGUACUCAUAAAUUAGCUCGACCAGAUUUAAUCGAAGAAACUGAAACUGGUGCAAAACGUUUACGUAUUGAUGCUAUUCAUCCAUUAACAGAACGUGAAUUACCAAUUUUUAUUAAUGAUGAUGCAGAUUUUGGACCAAAAAUACGAGCAAAUAUGACUAUGUUAAAUGUUCAAAUAGGUACACCUAUAUCAAAUAAAUUUGAUGAAUCAUUUGCAAAUAAACAUAAUAUUUCAACUUUUAUUAAUUCAUCAUCUCAUUGGUAUAGAAUGGAUUUAGAAACAUUACUGGCUGAACUUCGUUCACGUGAAUUAGGAGGUUAUCGAACAUCCGGUAAACUUAAUGAUUGGUGUAUUUCACGUCAACGUUAUUGGGGUACACCAAUUCCAAUAAUUCAUUGUAAUCAUUGUGGUGCUGUACCAGUACCAAUGAGCGAAUUACCUGUUCAAUUACCUUCAAUUAAAAAUAUAAAAUCUUCAUCAAAAACAGGUAUAUCACCAUUAACUAAUGCUCAUGAUUGGAUAAAAAUUCAAUGUCCAAAAUGUGGAAAUUUAAAUGCUAAACGUGAAACUGAUACAAUGGAUACAUUUGUUGAUUCAUCAUGGUAUUUUUUACGUUAUUUAGAUAAUGAAAAUACAACAAAACCCUUUGAACCAGAUAUUGCUAAUAAAUUAAUGCCAGUCGAUCUUUAUAUCGGCGGACUAGAACAUGGUAAUUAA
Rotaria sp. Silwood2 is the source of this 2703-nucleotide messenger RNA. The record is from the annotation of a GenBank genome assembly. NCBI's taxonomy places the organism in Eukaryota, Metazoa, Rotifera, Eurotatoria, Philodinida, Philodinidae.